AUGGGGGUAGCACAGUUGGUCGAAACAUCAGAUACAGCAAUGUAUUAUUGUGGAGUUAGGCGGGACUUUGGAACUGUUUUUGGAGCAGGAGUCUUUCUGACAAUUAAUGGUUCAGAAGGAGGGCAAUCCAACAGCAAGACUGUGGUGCAGCAGCCUGUGUCAGACCCAGUGCGUCCAGGAGACUCGGUGACUCUGCAGUGUACAGUAGACAGUGAGACCUGUGCAGGAGAACACAGUGUUUACUGGUUCAGACACGGCUCAGGAGAAUCCCUUCCGGGACUCAUUUACACCCAUGGAAACAGGAGAGAUGAGUGUGAGAAGAGCCCUGAGGCUGGGUCUCCUACACACGGCUGUGUCUACAGCCUCCCCAAGAGGAACCUCAGCCGCUCUGAUGCUGGGAUUUACUACUGUGCUGUGGCCACAUGUGGGGACAUUCUGUUUGGAAAUGGGACACAGCUGGAAAUUAAAGGACCUUCUGUAGAUCCAAUAGUCCUUGGUCAGGGAGUCCUGCUUGUUUUGUGUGUGAUUGUCAUCAUUGUGCUGGUCUGCACCAGAAAUAAAAAAUGCUGUCAGAAUUGUACAGCCCCAGCCAUGGGUGGAAAAAGGCACAGGCAAACUGCUUUCAUUCCUCCUUUGCCUUGGGGGGUCAACGUGAUGGAAUACCCAUGA
Molecule: messenger RNA, 669 nt
Organism: Scleropages formosus (Asian bonytongue)
Lineage: Eukaryota; Metazoa; Chordata; Actinopteri; Osteoglossiformes; Osteoglossidae
Exons: 5
Coding region: 1-669 (222 amino acids)
Biological process (GO): response to bacterium
Source: RefSeq, a predicted model, not a curated record